Carassius gibelio (silver crucian carp) is the source of this 2361-nucleotide messenger RNA. RefSeq names its product homeobox protein OTX2-like. Gene Ontology annotation, molecular function: RNA polymerase II cis-regulatory region sequence-specific DNA binding; DNA-binding transcription factor activity, RNA polymerase II-specific. The record is from RefSeq and is a predicted model, not a curated record. NCBI's taxonomy places the organism in Eukaryota, Metazoa, Chordata, Actinopteri, Cypriniformes, Cyprinidae. Gene Ontology annotation, cellular component: nucleus. The coding region runs from base 429 to 1301 and encodes 290 amino acids. Gene Ontology annotation, biological process: regulation of transcription by RNA polymerase II; multicellular organism development. The transcript has 4 exons.
GGCCCUCGAGAGAACCAGACUCCAGUCCAGAGCUCUUCAUUGGCCAGCGUGCUGUACAAAUCAGACUCCAGCAACUUCAACCUUAGAGCAGCGAAUCAUAACCGUAUGUGCUUUAAUCUCUCGAACCAUUUUAUCCAUCCAGGCUUCAUCAGAACUCAUUUGCUUCACGGUUUGAUGAAAAGGAUUUUAUCUUGAUGUCUUCAAUAUUUUGAAACCAUUCAGACGUACUAUAUUCGCUAUUGGACAUAAAACUUUAACGGACUCCGAUUUGAAUCCAGUUAUUCAGGUUUUUGGUUUCACCUCCACCGCUGAAGACGUUAACAAGCUAGAAGCAGAGAUAAAGAUAAGGAAAAGAAAAAGAGACUGAAGGGGCCGGUGUUCAGCCUUCAAGUUUUCUCCAACUUUAACCCCCCACAACCAUCUUUAGCAUGAUGUCGUAUCUCAAGCAACCACCUUACACGGUCAACGGGUUAAGUUUAACUACCUCCGGCAUGGACCUUCUGCACCCUUCCGUGGGAUACCCAGCGACUCCUCGAAAGCAGAGGCGGGAAAGGACAACAUUUACUAGAGCGCAGUUAGACGUGCUGGAGGCUUUAUUCGCGAAAACGCGCUACCCGGAUAUUUUCAUGCGAGAGGAGGUGGCCUUGAAAAUCAACUUACCGGAGUCCCGUGUACAGGUUUGGUUCAAAAACCGACGGGCAAAGUGUCGCCAGCAGCAGCAACAACAACAAAACGGAGGCCAGAAUAAGGUGCGACCUGCCAAAAAGAAGAGCUCUCCAGCGCGGGAGGCCAGUUCUGAGAGCGGGGCGAGUGGCCAGUUCACCCCGCCCUCCAGCACUUCAGUCCCGGCCAUCUCCACCACAACCGCGCCGGUGUCCAUUUGGAGCCCGGCCUCCAUCUCCCCGCUGUCAGACCCACUCUCUACCUCCUCCUCCUCCUGCAUGCAGCGGUCCUACCCCAUGACCUAUACUCAAGCGUCUGGAUACAGCCAGGGCUACGCUGGUUCCACAUCCUACUUUGGGGGCAUGGACUGCGGCUCUUACUUGACGCCCAUGCACCAUCAGCUGACCGGGCCAGGAUCCACUUUGAGCCCCAUGAGCAGCAACGCUGUCACCAGUCACCUGAACCAGUCUCCCGCGUCCCUCCCCACGCAAGGUUACGGUGCCUCGGGGCUCGGCUUCAACUCCGCCGCGGAUUGCUUGGAUUAUAAGGACCAAGCCUCCUCGUGGAAACUGAACUUCAAUGCUGACUGCUUGGAUUACAAAGAUCAGACUUCCUCCUGGAAAUUCCAGGUGUUGUGAAACUAACAAAAGUCUGCCAUUCUGUCCAAUCAACACACUAAAAGACCAUAAAAUAAACCUUGUAGACCUGUCAUCCUUCCAAAAACAGAAGUGUUCCGUGGCACGCGAACUAUCCGAGAUGGAUGGGUUGUAAUGUGCCCGACAGCGCUUUUGAAGUUCGUCUUUGACAUGAAAUAUCUAUUUGCGCUACAUGCACCCCUUGUGGCCUGCAAAGUAGUAUUUUAAGGGUCGUGAAUGCGUAUAAACAUAGGCCAUCUGACCACAACCUGUUGUUUAAGGUACAGGGAAUCAAAGUGAAUUUGUGAUAGGUUAGGUCAAAGCCACAAAUCCUUACUCAAGAAAAGAGGAGGGAAAAAACUACAUGGCAAAAGGAGCCAAUCUUUUGGUUAAGUGCUUGGAAUGGGCAGGCUUUCUCUAAGCCUCUUACAGCACGCCGACUUAUUUCAGUGUUGGCAAGACGAGAGACACUUCCAUCAGGAGGAUGAUAGAGAGGAUGUGUGCGAGAGUGUGUGUGUGUGUGUGUUUGUCUGUGCUGAACGCCCUCGUGGCGAACUGGAUGCACUACUUUAUUUAAGAAAAUGUGUUUAUAAGGAAUCAAUAUGUAGUUUUUAAAAGACAAUCAAUGUGUGUCUUAUAUAAAUGGUACAUUUGUGUUUUUUUUAUUUUUUAUCUGUGCUAGCCUUCGAAACUGUGAUCUGUUGUAAUUGUAUGCAAUUUGUGAGCUCCGUCGCAUCUGCGAAGACUCGGCUGUGAUUUUAAUAGAUUUUAAACUUUUUUUUCUUUAAGGAAACAAUACUAGUCACAUGAUUACUAUUGGAUUAAUUUCAAGAGACAAACAAUCUCGAAAAUACAGGGACUCGAGAUAAUGUGUAAGAAAGGAACUGUCUGUCCCCGUUAAUUGAUAUCGAUUGGACAUAACUGAUAGAACCACUCACCUGGAUCUUAAACUUGUAUGGAGUGGUAAUGUGGUCUGGCCACAGAAAUAUGAAUAAACAAUUUCAAAUGUGACACCAUAUUUAAAGUUAUAAAGUCUGGACGAAUUAUUAAAAUUUAUUAAGAA